GGCACGGUGCCGUGUGCCCCCGCUAUCCGGGUGCUGGAGCUGACAGCGUUGUCCCCACAGACAGCCCUGAGCGCCUUCUUCCAGGAGACCAACAUCCCCAGCAGCCACCACCCCCCGCAGAUGAUGUGCACCCCCAGCAACACCCCAGCCACGCCACCCAACUUCCCGGACGCUCUGGCCAUGUUCUCCAAGCUGCGGACCUCCGAGAGCCUGCAGAGCAGCAACAGCCCCAUCACCUCCAUGGCCUGCUCCCCCCCGGGCAGCUUCAGCCCCUUCUGGGCCUCCUCGCCCCCCAGCCACCAGCCGGCCUGGCUGCCCCCCUCCUCACCCACCGCCCAUGGCCUGCACCACCACCUCCACCACGGGCAGCCCGCCUGGCCCCCCGCGCCCCCUCCUGCUGCCCCCCCACAGAAAGCCGUGGCCACCAUGGACGGCCAGAGAUAAGACUGGGAUGGUGGAGGGGGGGGACAUUGGGAGUGGGGGGAUGAAGGAGGGGUGGGGGGGGUCCGGGCCAGGGCGUUGGGAGCGGGGGCUCCCUGAGCAGCGCACUGGAAGCGUUUUCUAGGAUUUAUUAUUAUUUUGGGGGGGGGGCACGAGAGCCCCUGCAGGAGGCACCGGCUGGGCCUUUACACCCCCCCUUUCUUUUUUAAAUCUAUAGCUAUAAUAUAUAAAUAUAUCUAAUGUAUAUAAAUCCAGAGAGAAGGAGGCAACUGCUGGGUGUGCGUGGGGGGGGGGCCCUCUGGCUUCCCCCAGCAUCCCUGCAGCAGGGCAGGAGAGGGAAAAGCAGGGGGGGGGAAUCAAAACACAAGAUCAAGGGAUGGAGGUUGCCAUGGGGGCACGGAGCCAUUGCCCCCCCCCCCCUAGCUCUGGACUCCCUGGGUGCUUCUUGCAGCACCCACAGCAAAUGCGCCCCUCCUCUGGCUUCCCAAAUCCAGCCUGGCUUCUUGCACAGACCCCCCUGACCCCCCCUCAGGGCCUGGGGGGGGGGGUGUGUGUAUCAAGGUGAGGUCCCUGCGGGUGCUGUUCGUGACCCUUGCCCAGGGAGGGGGCAGUAGGGGAGGUUUUUAGUUUUCAAAUCAAUCUUGCUUAAAAAAAAUACAGAGAAAAGACACAAAAAAAAAAAAAAAGAAAAAAGGCAAGGCCAGGGUGAAGUUUUCUAUUAACUGAAAAAUAAUAAAAAAAAAGGCAAAAAGAAGACAUCCCAUUUUUAACAGCA
This is a messenger RNA of Pezoporus occidentalis (night parrot), 1216 nucleotides long. RefSeq names its product UBA like domain containing 2 (gene UBALD2). The record is from RefSeq and is a predicted model, not a curated record. Lineage: Eukaryota; Metazoa; Chordata; Aves; Psittaciformes; Psittacidae. The transcript is spliced from 2 exons. The annotation marks the transcript as partial.